AUUGAUCUCACCUACUAUGAACUUCUCGGCAUUCCAGUCAAUGCCGACAAGCUUCAGAUCAAGAAAGCCUACAGAAAACUUGCUAUUGUUUAUCAUCCUGAUAAAAAUCGUGAAGAAGGAGCCGAGGAAAAGUUCAAAGCCAUUUCGGAAGCCUAUCAAGUCCUGUCUGAUCCUCAGCUGAGAGCACAUUACAACAAAUAUGGCAAAGACAGCGAGUUGGCUCCUGAUGGUGGGUUCGCAGAUCCUCGCGAAUACUUCCAGCAGAUGUUUGGUGGCGAUGCUUUUAGAAACAUCAUUGGAGAUCUGGCAGUCGGUGAUAUGUUUAGUGAAGGGAUGAAGCAAGGCAACGAGUCUGCGGACCCAGCAGCAGGAUCAUCGGUGGCAUCACCUCAAUCCGGUAACAGUGGUGAUGUCAGUGCGUCAGGACCAGAGUCUAAGAAACAGAUGGGAAUGUCCAAAGAACAAAUGGAGAAACUUCACAAGCAACAGCAGGAAAGAGUCAGGACUUUAUCCGAGAAGCUGAUUCACAAACUCUCGCUCUAUACCGAAAGCGAAGGAGACGAGACCGCGGCAGUUGCGUUUCAAGAACAGAUCAAGGUCGAGGCCGAGAAACUGAAGAGCGAGAGUUAUGGUCUUGAGCUGUUGCACUCAAUUGGCGGAGUUUAUUCGAGCAAAGCCAAACAAUACCUGGGAAUGCGUGGAGGUGAAUUACCCGGAAUUUUUCAGAGUAUAAAGCAAAAGAAGCAUUUCGUAAAGGAACUGUGGUCUACUGUCAAAAGUGCCAUGGACAUGCAAGCUGUGGCAGAAAUGGUAGCAGAGGCAGAAGAAAAGGGAAUGGAUCAAGCCGACAAACUCAAAUUGGAAGAAGAAGCCAGUAAUAGAGCAUACAAAGCACUUUGGCAAACAUCUAAAUUUGAAGUUGAAGCUACUUUACGUCAAGUAUGUGAGACCGUAUUACAAGACAAGUCUGUUGACAGUCGGACAAGAUACAAGCGUGCAGAGGCUCUGCGCAUGGUCGGGUACAUCUAC
This is a messenger RNA of Phycomyces blakesleeanus NRRL 1555(-), 1029 nucleotides long. RefSeq lists its product as hypothetical. Lineage: Eukaryota; Fungi; Mucoromycota; Mucoromycetes; Mucorales; Phycomycetaceae. The annotation marks the transcript as partial. The record is from RefSeq and is a predicted model, not a curated record. The transcript has 6 exons.